Molecule: messenger RNA, 5303 nt
Organism: Ciona intestinalis (vase tunicate)
Lineage: Eukaryota; Metazoa; Chordata; Ascidiacea; Phlebobranchia; Cionidae
Source: RefSeq, a predicted model, not a curated record
GAUUGAGUUUUAAUGUACAUAUAUAAUAAUAUAAUAUAUAUUUAUAAAUGUUGCGUAUAUUAAUAAAGACAGAGAAAUCAGUACGAAGAAUAAACCAUCUCCGUGCUGUACUAAACAAGGAUAAUCAACAUGUUACGUGUUCAAGACACAAACAUGAUGGAUAUGUUUCUAUUGGUAAUGUUAAAGUUCCUGUAAAAACUCCACAAAAUCCUGAGCUAGUUCCAUAUGCAUAUGUUGUGGAAAACAAAGAGCUACCUCAAUCUAUUCUUCGUCAUAUGAAAUGGUUGGCUCAAAAAGAUAUUCUUGGACAAGAUGUGUUUUUAAUUGGUCCACCUGGACCUUUACGUCGAUUAAUUGCAAUGCAAUAUUUGGAACUUACAAGAAAAGAAGUGGAAUACAUAUCCUUAUCAAGAGAUACAACUGAAAGUGAUUUAAAACAAAGAAGAGAAAUGAAACAAGGAACCUCAUUUUAUAUUGACCAGUGUGCAGUUCGAGCUGCUGUUGAAGGACGUGUGUUGAUAAUUGAGGGAGUAGAGAAAGCUGAAAGGAAUGUCCUACCUGCGUUGAACAACCUGCUUGAGAAUAGAGAGAUGCAAUUAGAUGAUGGGAGGUUUUUAAUGCACCACAAACGCUAUGAUCAACUUCUACAGGACCAUUCAAAGAAAACUUUGGAUGACUGGCAACUAGUUCGUGUCAGUGAAAACUUCAGAGUAUUUGCUUUAGGAUUACCAGUUCCUAAAUAUCGAGGCCACCCAUUAGACCCUCCAUUAAGGUCAAGGUUUCAAGCCAGGGAUGUUUAUCAUCUUGGGUUUAGUGACCAACUAGAAGAGCUUUACAAAACUGCUCCAUCAGUAAAUGAAACUCUUCUUGCCGAAACUCUGUCCUGUGCUUCUGCAUUGGUGACACAAGACUCUGCUAACUUAGGUCUACCUCAUUUUCCACUUGAUAAUCUCAUUAAAGCUGCAAAGAUAAUGGAAAAGUUACCAAAAUAUCCAAUACAAAACCUUCUAUCUCGCUUGUAUCCUUACAAACUUGUAUUAAACAAAGAUGGCACUCAAGCUGUAGAAGAUAUUUAUAAGAAAUUUGAUAUUUCUUUAAAUUCAAGUGUAGACUCACUUGUGUUAAAAGAUAUUCACCACAAGAAUAAUCAAGCGGCUGUAACUCUUGCUUCAAAUCAACAAACUCAUUCAUUUAAGGUAUCGUGUGGUGAUCACAUACAUGGACCACGAUCUUCAGUUAAAGAUGAAUUUGUUGCAACACCAUAUCACCAACGCUUACUUGCUGACUUAAUGCUUAGUCAUACUGCCAUGGAUGUUUGUAUAGUGGGUGGGAAGGGUUGUGGGAAAUCUAGCGUCAUACGCGAGUUCUCCCGGCUUUUAAAUUACCGGACAGAACCCGUGCUUAUGUACCAAGACAUGACAGCUCGGGACUUAUUACAACAACGAUACACACUGCCUAAUGGUGACACUGUAUGGAAGUUAUCACCACUAAUAGAAGCAGCAAUGGAAGGAGGGAUGGCUGUACUGGAUGGACUGAACCGAGUCAACCCAGGAACUUUAUCAAUUUUACAAAGAUUGGUUCAUGAUAGAGAAGUAACUCUUCAUGAUGGCACUCGGUUGAUAAGACACGACAAGUUUGAUGGAAUGAAAGAAAAAUUGAAUCUUACUGAUCAAGAAUUGAAUGAAAAGUCAGUUUAUCGUAUUCACCCAUCGUUCCGCAUGGUCGGUGUAGCGGAACCCCCCACUCAGGGGUCAUCCCAACAAUGGUUGAACCCCGAACUACUCACCCUCUUCUUGUACCAUCACAUGGAACCUCUAAGUAUCAAUAAUGAGAUGGAAAUUAUUCAGAAACUUGUACCUGAUGUAAGUCUUACUGAAAUCAAAGGUUUGCUCAAGUUAUGUCAGAAACUCAGAUCUGCCAAAGAUGCCAACUCAGUGUCGCUAGCUGCUUCUCUAUCCACUCGACAGUUAGUACGAAUCAGCAAAAGGCUGGCAGCGAGUCACCAUAAUGUAAACCGGUCCGAACUAGUUUCAGAUGCGGUUCAUAAAGCUUGCUUGUCCAGGUUUCUUCCACAAUUAGCACGUUCUGCGUUGUGUGGGGCUUUAGAAAAAAGUGGAUUACCCCCCGACCCUUUCCCUGUUCAGGAUCUUACUAUGAAUGAUAUUUCUUGUGAAAUAAAAGAAGGAAUUCUUAAAAUUGGCGACGUAUCUGCCCCUGUAUACACAGGAGAUAAUGUUGAAGCUGAAUCUUCUGUUGCAAAGGUUCCUGAUGUCCUCUUCUAUGAUAAUGCUCAGCAUCUAUCAGUGAUGAGGGACAUGCUGCAGGAUUAUAACCUGGGUGAACAUAUCUUGUUGGUGGGAAACCAGGGAGUUGGUAAGAAUAAGAUCGUGGAUCGAUUUUUGCAUCUUCUUAAUAAACCAAGAGAAUACCUUCAACUGCAUAGGGAUACCACAGUUCAAAGCUUAACUGUGCAACCCACAGUUCGUGAUGGUAUCAUUGUAUAUGAGGAUUCUGCACUUGUUAGAGCUGCAAGGUUAGGUCAUGCUCUUGUGGUUGAUGAAGCAGACAAAGCUCCCACCCAUGUUACUUGUAUAUUGAAAGCUCUACUUGAAUCUGGAAGAGCCACGCUUGCAGAUGGGAGAAAGAUUGUAACAGAUCCUUCGGAGUUAGAUCAUCUUUCAUCCUCCACCUCCAACAAAGAAGUGAUCCUCCUUCAUCCAGACUUCCGGAUGUUCGUUCUCGCUAAUCGACCGGGAUUCCCCUUUCUAGGGAAUGAUUUCUUUGGAGCUGUUGGUGAUGUGUUUAGUUGCCAUGCUGUAGAUAACCCCAGUGUGAGCUCAGAAUUAGAUAUGCUGCGGCAAUAUGGGGAAAAUGUGCCAGAAGCUUCUCUGAAGAAAUUGGUUGCUGCUUUUGGUGAGCUGAGAGACUUGGCAGAUCGUGGGUUGAUAUCGUAUCCUUAUUCAACAAGGGAAGUGGUCAAUAUUGUUAAGCAUUUGGAGAAAUUUCCAAAAGAAGGUUUAGCAAAUGUUGUACGAAACGUGUUUGAUUUUGAUGCAUACAGUAAAGAGACAAAGGAACAACUAGCAUCGGUCAUGCAUAAACAUGGGAUUCCUGUCGGUGCUAAGCCACACGAUGUCAGACUUGCGAAGCCUUUGCCGCUGUCAGUUCCAAAACUAAGUGGUUAUUGGAAUCUCUUACAUCAAUCUUCCUCACAAUGUGAAGUAGAAUCAUUUGAAAUGUCAGUUAAGGGUCCAGUACACUUGACUGUUCAAAACUACGACAUAGACCGCACUGAGGACCGAGGUUUGGACUUCAGUGAACAAUUUGCUCACUGGCAACUUCCACAGUUCUUUAGGACAAACAUCAUAACUGAUAUUGCUAUCAGUAAAAGUGGACCAGUGGACACAGUAAACAUUUUUGCUGUGAAUGGGUCUGCUCUGUAUGUGAACCAGCGUGGCAGUUCUGUAGUAAAAUAUAUUGACAUGUAUGAUGUCUUUCCUAAUGUUGGAUCCAUGUCCCACGCUAAUGUAAAGAUUGCACCACUUGGUCCAUCAUUGCAGGGACAACUGUUGCUGUUUGAACAAAAGAGCAAAUUUCUCCUGAUGAUUGACACAAACUCCGGAGCUACUCGAAGAUUGUUUAUCCCUGGUAUGGAGGGAACAAGUGAUCCUCAUCUUUCGGUGAGAAGAUCAAGCUCCACACCUUCUACUCCUCCAUACAAGAUGUGUAGCGAAUUUAGCGAGGAGUUUUGCACUGUCGUAUUUUUCGAAGAAAAUGGCCAUCAGAUAUUUCAUCUGAACGCAAUAGACGGGCAUGUGCAUGGGGUGAAGGUGGAUUUUAAAAUACAAGAUCUUCAACUUGUAGCACAUGAUAAAUGGUUGAUAACAGAAGCAGAUACAAAUAUCAAAUACAUGCUAUCAACCAAAUCUGUUGAAGACAACAUUCCUAAUAAACUUACCCAGAUAAAUGAGGAAGGAGUGAAUAUGGGCUUUGGAUCUUACUCAGACAGCACACCUUCAAGUUUAAUAACAGCAUCCACUGCUUCAUUAUCAUCCACACAGCUCACCACUUCAUUGAAGCAAGCUGUGGAUUCACCCAAUCGUGUGUUGGUUGAUAAGAAUUGUUAUGCAAAGUGUGUUGUCGGCUUUCCUGAUCUCACUGCAGCGAAUGAAAUUUACACAUUCCCUCGUACCAAUGAUACAGAUGAGUCUCUGCUUGACAAAGGACGAACAAUAUACCGUGGGAUGACGAAAUUUGUUCCUCCUAAACCUCCAUGUCAAAUAUUAUCAGAUUCCAACCAAGUUGUGAAAAUUGUUCCGCUUAAAUCGGUUCCUGAUACUGCAUUUAAUGAGGGUAUUAAACCAAGUUUAACCACACACUGUAUGGAAGUUGCAGACCUUGGUCAGCAUAUGCUACGUUAUGUACCUCUACCUCAAGCUGUAUCUGAAUCUCCAUAUGUAUCAUGGCAGAGUAGCAUCUCAGAAAGUGGAUAUAACACAGCAGUUGGGAAGAAUGAUGUGCUUUACACUGUGGAUGCCGGAGGCUGUGUUCGUGAAUGGGAAACUGGGUUGAUGAAUUUGAAACGAUCGUUAGAUGAAUGGAGAGCCAUGAUUGGUUCGGAUGGUGGUGAUGAUAGAUUACAGAUCACCACAGAAAGAGAGAGUGGUGAAGACGUAACGGCUCCGAAACACGGGAAGAUUGACCCUGAUAAUGCUCCUCAUGUUGGGGGUAAUACAUGGGCUGGCGGAACAGGGGGAAGGGACACUGCAGGAUUAGGGGGUAAAGGGGGUCCUUAUAGACUGGAUAUGGGGCAUGAUGUUACUCAGGUCCCUGAUUGGGAAAAGGAAGCUGUGCCUGAACAUGUGAAAAAGGCAGCAAGAGAUGUUGCAAAGAAAGCUUUUAAAGAAAGACUUCGUGAGAUUCGCAUGAGUGAGUUUGAUGCCGACAUGUACGAGAAGUUUAGCAGUCAUGUUCGUAAACAAGUCAAGUCUUUACGAAUCAUACUUGACAGUUUACAGGCGAAAGGUAAAGAGCGACAAUGGUUGAAACAUCAGACAACUGGUGAGCUGGAUGAUAUGAAACUUAUUGAAGGAUUGACUGGUGAGAAAAAUAUUUACAAACGAAGAGCUGAGCAAGAACCAGAGCCUGGAACGCCACAACAAAAACCGAAAAAAAUUCGAGUGGUAAUGGAUGUUAGUGGAAGCAUGUAUAGGUUCAAUGGGCUUGACAAUAGAUUAGAACGAAGUGUUGAAGCUGCUUGUUUAGUAAUGGAGUCAUUUGAAGGAUAUAAGGACAAAUUUAAG